CGACUGCCCUUUCCCCAUUUGUUCUUCUGCUUUACCCUCACUCUUGCUUGAGGCUGUUUGAUUUUGCGGCAGAUUCCUCAAGAGAUAAAAAAUGGCGGGCCUUGUACCUCCUGGUAUCCCGGCGGUUCCGGCCGAUGUUUCCCACACGGCGCACACCAAACACGACGAGAAAACCGAUUACAUGAAUCUCCCUUGCCCUAUUCCUUAUGAAGAACUCCACCGCGAAGCCCUUAUGUCUCUGAAGCCAGAAACCUUUGAAGGAUUGCGAUUUGAUUUCACCAAAGGUCUAAAUCAGAAAUUCUCUCUCAGUCACAGUGUCAUUAUGGGCCCAACAGAAAUUCCUUCUCAAUCUGCUGAAACCAUUAAAAUUCCUACUGCUCACUAUGAGUUUGGUGCCAAUUUCAUUGACCCCAAUUUGAUGCUUAUUGGGAGGGUGAUGACUGAUGGUAGACUCAAUGCAAGAGUGAAAUGCGAUUUGACAGACAAUCUUACUGUGAAGGCUAAUGCUCAACUCACAAAUGAGCCUCAUAUGUCACAUGGCAUGUUCAAUUUCGAUUACAAGGGUAAAGACUUCAGGUCUCAGUUCCAAAUGGGAAAUGGUGCCUUAUUUGGUGCUAACUAUAUCCAGAGUGUGACACCACAUUUUUCCUUGGGGGGUGAAGUAUUUUGGGCCGGUCAGCACCGAAAGUCAGGCAUUGGUUAUGCUGCCCGAUAUGAAACAGAUAAGAUGGUUGCCACAGGGCAAGUUGCAAAUACUGGGAUUGUUGCUUUGAGCUAUGUUCAGAAGGUAUCUGAUAAGGUCUCACUUGCGUCAGAUUUCAUGUAUAACUACUUGUCAAAAGAUGUAACUGCAAGUGUCGGAUAUGAUUACAUCCUUAGACAGUGUCGUUUGAGGGGAAAGAUCGAUUCGAAUGGAUGCACAACUUCAUAUCUGGAAGAGCGACUAAAUAUGGGCCUAAACUUCAUUCUCUCUGCAGAGAUAGAUCAUAGGAAGAAAGACUACAAAUUUGGCUUUGGAUUGACUGUGGGGUGAUGAUUCAAUUGUUUCCCCCUCAUAAAAUGCAGCUUGAAAGUAGUUUUUAGUUUCUUGGAUCAGAUUGAAGAAUUGAAUUUGUACUUGAAAUUGGUGUUUUUAUUGGAUUUGAUGAAGCAAGAUUUAAA
Messenger RNA from Hibiscus syriacus, 1161 nucleotides. RefSeq names its product mitochondrial import receptor subunit TOM40-1-like. The record is from RefSeq and is a predicted model, not a curated record. The coding region runs from base 92 to 1033 and encodes 313 amino acids. Gene Ontology annotation, cellular component: mitochondrial outer membrane translocase complex; mitochondrial outer membrane. NCBI's taxonomy places the organism in Eukaryota, Viridiplantae, Streptophyta, Magnoliopsida, Malvales, Malvaceae. The transcript has 11 exons. Gene Ontology annotation, molecular function: transmembrane protein transporter activity. Gene Ontology annotation, biological process: protein import into mitochondrial matrix.